Aphanomyces astaci is the source of this 631-nucleotide messenger RNA. RefSeq lists its product as hypothetical. NCBI's taxonomy places the organism in Eukaryota, Oomycota, Saprolegniomycetes, Saprolegniales, Verrucalvaceae. The annotation marks the transcript as partial. The record is from RefSeq and is a predicted model, not a curated record. The transcript is spliced from 2 exons.
UGCAUUUCUCUAGCACAAGUGAUGUUUGUUGCGGCAAAGCACUGCCCGGUAGUGUCUGUCGAUGGCAAUCUCGGCAUCGUCGGUACUGCCCAAGUACUUGAAUGCGGUCAAGAAAGACCUGGCGGUGCAUACAUUGAACAUCGCCCGCCACGUCGGCAAUGCCAGAUACCUCGACGCGUCACUUCCGUUUGUGCCGACCUUCGAAGCCAAGUAUGGCCAUGAAGUGUCCACGGCGCAGCAGUCCAAGUACUACACGAUCACAGAAGCGGGCCAGGCAGGCGUCGAGGCCGCUACGGACAUCCUGCAUCAGUUGUUCCUUCGCGCAACAGACCAUGUGUUGGCACACAAGCGGGAACUCGCGCCGUACUUUUGCAUUCCCGCGGGGUUGUGGCCAAAGAUCCAACACUCCUGGACCCAUCACAAACAAGACACGAUUUCGGGACGGCUGGACUUUGCCUUCACCGACCAAGGCAUGAAGGUAUACGAGUACAACGCUGACUCGGCCUCGUGUCUCAUGGAAUGCGGGUACACACAAGAUGCCUGGUCGAAUGCUACGGGCUUGGGGUCUAUCGGUCGCAGCAACAGCUCCACGUUGUUCACCCAGCUGACUGCAGCGUGGAAGUCCAAGAAC